Messenger RNA from Pelodiscus sinensis (Chinese soft-shelled turtle), 2658 nucleotides. Lineage: Eukaryota; Metazoa; Chordata; Testudines; Trionychidae. The record is from RefSeq and is a predicted model, not a curated record.
CUUUUAGCAACGCAGUCCUUUUGGCACGGCCAUGUUGGUAGAAGUUGGACACCGUAGCUGCUGCCUGUCAGCACACUUGCAGACAAAAUACUUUCACCUCCCAAAAGCAGCGGGAAAGUUCCUGGAAGACAUUUUACCGCUGUCAGCUUUGUGCUCCCAGGAAAGUGGCAGAAACUAACCAUGUCCAAAGUUACUACAGAGCUUCUUUUGGAAAGAGCAGUUCCAAGAUCUACUAGGCUCCGGAAGAUUGAGACUCUGAAUUUAUCCAAGUUGCAGUUAAAGACUGGAGACUUAGAACCACGGUUGUUUUCACGUCUGAGACAUCUGCAAAAUCUCGAUCUCUCUGAUAAUGCGUUGGACAGGCUUCCGGCUAAUUUGAGCCUGCCAGGCCUGCGUAUCCUAAACUGCAGUAACAACCAACUGGAAGACGUGACUGCCUUGAAGCAGUUCCCGCUGCUGGAGGAGCUAAGCUAUGAAAACAAUGUGUAUUUGACCACCAAUGACGACUAUAAGGUUAUGUUUCUUCUACAAAAUCUUCGGCUUCUCAAUGGCAAGGAUAUCACCAAAUUAGCUAAUCAUGUGAGAAUUGUCAACAGCCGAGAGCUGACCAGCAAGGUCAAAGCCCACUGGGAGAAGAAUUUCCGAAGCCAACUCCCUGAGAAGUAUUCAGUCGAGCAUGUGAAGUUCAUCAAGAAAAAGUUUUUGAAGUCUGCACAAACCCACGUCAUCUACGGACCCAGCUCCCUCAGUGAAUUUACCCGAUGGAGGGUGAAAAUGAUCGCCGAGGAGUUGUUGGCAGCCCUGGUGGGACAGGAAGAGAACACCAAUCUUGAACUGCCAGACAGGAUGGAAGAUAAUGAGGAGGAGACUCCAGAAACCCCCAGGGAGGUGGGAGAUGAUAUUGCACAGGUCACAUUAAUCCCCAGCAAGAGAAGAGGGAAUCACUCAGCAGUGGGAUCUGCAAGCAAAAGACCCCGGUCCCAGUGUAACCUGGAGGAGGAGGUUGUGCUUAGCCCCAGAAAGUCCAGUCCUUCACGGGAUGACCUGACUCCCGAUACGCCAAGAGCAUCGAACCAGCCAGCAAAGGGGGCAGAAGAGACUCACAGGAAUGGAGAGCAGCUUGCAAAAGGACAGAGCCACAGACGAUCCAGCCAGCUCACAGAGGAGCCAAGCCAGGAGCAGGACAAGAGGGGCCUGAGCAUAUCUCCGGUCAAGGACCUAGAUGACAAGGAUGCAAUCAGUUUGGAGCCACUGCAUUUUCUUCAGUGUCACAGCAAAGGCAAUAGCCGAGAGGAUUUUAAAACCCAGCUCUGGUCCUGCGUCUUUGAGCCCCCGUUGGACUGUGGGACGAGGAAAGACCCUGUCAUGAGCACCUCCAGAACCAUGGCCACCUGUGGAGGGGAAUCGGUUUGUCUCAUCGACUGCGAGACUGGAAUAGUGCUGAAAAAGUAUAAAGUGGCUGCGGAGGAGUUUUUCUCUGUUGCAUGGACAACUCUGACAUUGGUAACUAACGACGGCCGGAAAAAAAAACACAAUAUCCUGGCCGCAGCCGGCAGAAGAGGAAUUGUAAAGCUGAUUCAUGUGUCAGCUGAUUUCUGUUAUGGAGAGCUAAAGGCUCACAAAAAGCCCAUUGCUACAGCCUGCUUCAGCCCAACCUGCGAGACUCACCUCUUUACUGCAUCCUACGACAAAAGAAUUGGCCUCUGGGAUAUCGGGGUCCCGGAUUGUGACUACAACUUCAAAGCAAGCCAACUGAUGGUGCUGGAAGUUGCUUCUAUUCCAUUACGGAUUGCUCUGGUCCCAUCCUGCCCUGAUCAGUUCCUGCUGGCUGGUUGUGAAGAAGGUUGCUUUGCUUGGGAUAUUAGACUGGACAAGCCACAGAAAAGCAGGCCUUUUGAAGUGGCGUUCCAGUUUCCUAAUGAUGAGGGAGAAGAGACUGCUUCCCACCGAGUGGAUGGAUUGGCUUUUCUGAACAAGGAUGUUGUAGUGUCGAAGAGUUCUAAGACAGGGUCGAUAUAUUUAUGGAGUUGGAGCCAGUCCUUUGAGGCACAGCGGAAAUCAUGUCAGAAGACACUAGCUGCAGUUAUUCUAGCUGAACUGGAGUGGUCCACAACAGACCUGCCCUAUCUCACCCUCAGCACCUGUCCAGCAGCAGAAUACGUGUUCUGCGGCGACGAAAAGGGAAGCGUAUGGAUGUACAAUCUCAGCAAGCACACUUCAGCCUGGAAGGCCUCAAAGGGAAAAUGCUCAGACAACAGAAUAGCUCCCACACAGAUUCUUGAGUGGCCAGAGCUUCGAGCAAACGGGGAGCUGCUGACUGAAGUCUUAAUAAACAAUGUGGUGACAGACCCUACGUUCACUUACCUUGUGGCUUUAACUGGCGUAAAUAUAGCAGCUAUAUGGAAGAAAACAUAGUCUGUUCUGAUGGAAAAUUUCAUUCCUGUGAUGUUUUGAAAUAGUGCAGUAUUAGUGAUUGUUUCCAAAAGUAAUCGUGAAGUUUUCUAAACCAGCCCUUAUUGUGCAAGCGAGAAAAUCUGAAGGGACUUGGCACACAUCCUAUCAUUGACAACACCGAGCUUCUUUUACUGUGAGUUCUCACAACUUGUGUAUUUGUUUUAUAGAAUUCUGAUACUUAAUAAAAUGUAAUACCUGCUAACU